Teleopsis dalmanni is the source of this 534-nucleotide messenger RNA. RefSeq lists its product as uncharacterized. The coding region runs from base 1 to 534 and encodes 177 amino acids. The record is from RefSeq and is a predicted model, not a curated record. The transcript has a single exon. Lineage: Eukaryota; Metazoa; Arthropoda; Insecta; Diptera; Diopsidae.
AUGGAUGCCAGUCAAGUUGCAUUUGCUGCAGCCCUGUGUCCGCGAAUUAAACAUCAAUAUGUAGUCGAUGUAGUUUUUGUCUGUGGUAAGACUCGCAUAGUGGCUCAGAAACUCCUAUCCAUGUCAAGGCUGGAACUGCAGGCUGCAGUCUUGGCUACUCGAUUAUCAACGCUGGAGGUGGACAGACAUGAAAUAAACAUAAGCCGUAUAGUAUUUUGGACUGAUUCUAACACAGUUCUUUGUUGGGUACAUUCAAGACAUCGCCGAUUCAAACCAUUUGUUGGGCAUCGUAUAGCUAAAAUAUUGACGAAAGAAACGAAAGAAGACCAAUGGAGAUGGUUGCCAACAAAGAUGAACCCUUCUGACGCUGCAACAGGAGCUAAAGAGGUGCCUAAAAUAAAUACUGACAACAUUUGGUUAAAAGGGCCAACUCGCGUACAGACCAAGAAUGGUUUUCUAACUCGUCCAGCCACCAAGCUAGCCGCUUGUCAGAUUAGUGAACCUUGCGAAGAUUCACGGAAGGGCGGAAUGUAA